CUCCCCCAUACAGACUAAGCACUUGACCAAGCACUGGGUCCUAAGCAAAACACCGACCAACGACUGGAGCAGGAGGGGUACAUGGGUAUGUGGGUAUGUUUUCAUAAGCCUAGUUUACUGUGCCAGCUGAGCUUUACGAGAAAGCAGGGAAGGAAAUUCCUCCAACCCCCCAUCUCUGUACUGUAAUCAGAUGUUGUAACUUAAUAUUUCAAUGCCAGGCAUUGUGAAAUAACGUAUUCUCUUCGACUUAAUUCUCUUAAGGAGAUUUCUGCCCUGUUUGAGGUUACUGUUGAACAGUAGAGGUUUGAAUGGCAUUUCUAGAUCCAAAGUGAAUUACAGUACUUUUAAAUAGUCAUUGCAUAACUUCAAGCACUGUUGGGAGGGAUAAUAGGUUUUCCAAAGCUAAGGAUCUGAGGCACAGACCACCAACCUAAGCGGUAAAGCUACAGAACAAGUUACCAUUCGUGACAUUCUUUCAAGAGAAUGGGCUGGAAACUGAAAACAGCGGAAACUUUUCUCAGUAUUUUAGCAUUCUACAUCACGUCCACAGUAGGGGAGGAUGAGGAGUCCAGAUCAGAAUGUGCUGACUUCAACAACACGACCUGGCUGGAGUACCGUCAGCAGGGCAGCAAGCUACAGGUGCAAUACCUGCUCCUGACACGCAAGAAUACAGACUGUGCCAGCCUCUUCAGUCAGGAGUCCCUCAGCAACAACACCUCCUACUUCAACUCCUCCCUACCCACCAAGAUCAUUGUCCAUGGAUACAGGGCUCUGGGCAGUAAGCCGUCCUGGGUGAAACAGCUGGCCCAGGCUCUGCUGCGGGCGCAGGAUGCCAAUGUGGUGGUGGUGGACUGGGUCUAUGGGGCCUCCUUCGCCUACAACCUGGUGGUGGAGAACUACAAGGAGGUGGCCGUCCAGAUAUCUGUCCUCAUCAACCAGCUCCAGAACCAUGGAUGCAAACUGGAGUCAUUUCACUUCAUUGGGGUUAGCCUCGGGGCACACGUGUCUGGAUUCGUGGGGACCCUGUUCAAGGGGGAGAUAGGGAGAAUCACAGGUCUGGAUCCAGCUGGACCCAUGUUUAAGGGAGCCGACACGUUUGACCGUCUUGACCCCUCAGAUGCACUGUUUGUGGAGGCCAUCCACACAGACUCUGACUACUUCGGUAUCUCCAUCCCUGUUGGCCAUGCUGACUUCUUCCUGAAUGGUGGGAUGGACCAGGCAGGUUGCGCACGCUCAAGGUUUGAGUCAAUGUAUGGCUAUGUGAUCUGUGACCACAUGAGGGCGCUCCACGUCUACAUAAGUGCACUGAACGGGACCUGCCCACUGACUGGCAUCCCUUGUUCCAGCUAUGAGGAAUUCCUGAAGGGGCGCUGUUUAGGCUGCCAAGGUGUCUUCAAUGGCACAUGUCCACAAAUAGGGUUAUUGGAGAACAGCGGUAUAACAGCCUCUCCUCUUCCUCAACAAGAGAAGCUUUUCCUCCUGACAACCUCUGCACCUCCUUUCUGUGCCCAUCACAUCCUGGUGCAGCUGGAGGUAUCCCCCCUGGACAAGACUGCUGAGGUGCAGGUGACCCUAAGAACCAGGGGACUUCCUGAAACAGAGCACAGACUCAGGCUAGAGACAGACGGUACCGUUUACAGGAGGGUGAUAGCCCACCUGGUGCCACUGUGUGAGAUAGACUCCAUCCAGCUGAAGAACACUGGAGCACGCUUCUACAGACAGGGAGACAUCCACUUUGUGUCUGUCUGCAUAUCAGAGUUCCCCUCUGUCGGAGAAGUGGAGUCGUUGUGUGUGAAGAAGAUUGACAUUAGACGAGGAUCUCCGUGGAACCAUGAUUUUGUGCAGCUGUGUGGGAAUGACUGAGAACCCUUAUGUCCUGAACACACACAACCUAUGCACCAACAUCUGUUUCUUUGGCUGUGUCAACAUCCCAAUAGUUCUGAACUAGCAUCCUCUCCUCGUCUCCUUUCCUUCAUCAUCAAUGAUGUGGAAUGCUUUGAUAGGUCUAAGCAGUAAGGAGGAAGCCUAUCCUGUCCUUAUCAUUAGGCAUGAAGGAAAGGAAAUUAGGAGAGUUUUACUGGGACGCAGCCUGUUUCCAGCUCACACAGAAACACACACACAUGCAGCCAAUAGCUCCUGUUGGAAAUAUACAUACAAACACACACUCAUAUGUUACUGAUGGACCACCUACAGCCAGACUACGCUACAAUUUUCUUAUUGUUACAUUUCUUCUGUAUUUUCUAAUAGCAUUAGUAUUGCUGUACAUAAUCAUUCCGAUGCAGCUGAAUGUUACUUUCUUAAUAAGAGCUUCUGUUGAAGCGAAACAGUUCUGAGAAGCAGGGGUGAGCAAUGUGUUCAAACUGUGAUGAGUUUGAAUACCUCAUCAUGAUAAACCUGAAGACUCAAUCUUAUUCUGACUGAGGAUGGAGGAGAGAGGAGACAUAGAUGAAAAAAAUGACAGUCAAUGCAUUUUCACCAAGACCUUUACGGAGAAAGAUUGGCCCCAUGAAAAUACAUGUUUAUCACAUUAUGUAUAUGUAGGCCCACAUUUUGGGGGGGGGAAACAACAAAAACAAAAUACUCCUGUUCUAUGUUUUCUGACAAAAUGUACAAUGUGUGAGGCAUCUCACGUUUACAAGCACGUAGACAAAAUGCAGAAGUGCCUGUUACAUUUGGAAUCAUGAUUUGAAAAUAUGUAUGUAUGAAGAGAAAACCCUUUUAGCAUGCUCUCACUCAAACAUUAUUCUCUCAGAUUAUGUCUGCACAAACAAACAAGAUUAACGUGCCCCUAGCUAGCCAACCCAACCCUGGCUGUUAAAAAAUCUAAUACUCAUGAUUAGUUUAUGUGGAAUCAUAAUAGCAUAAUCCUAUCUCUACUUCAAAAGACUUUCCAUCCAGAUGAAUGGGAGAUGUGAGUGACAUAAUAAAAAGAGUAUACCAUUCUUUUCUGUGACAUUAACUAAUAAAUUCAGUUUAUAACAUAA
Molecule: messenger RNA, 2984 nt
Organism: Salmo salar (Atlantic salmon)
Lineage: Eukaryota; Metazoa; Chordata; Actinopteri; Salmoniformes; Salmonidae
Product: phospholipase A1 member A
Biological process (GO): lipid catabolic process
Molecular function (GO): glycerophospholipid phospholipase A1 activity
Source: RefSeq, a predicted model, not a curated record